Messenger RNA from Erigeron canadensis, 2186 nucleotides. RefSeq names its product 3-oxoacyl-[acyl-carrier-protein] synthase II, chloroplastic-like. Lineage: Eukaryota; Viridiplantae; Streptophyta; Magnoliopsida; Asterales; Asteraceae. The transcript has 14 exons. The coding region runs from base 313 to 1932 and encodes 539 amino acids. Gene Ontology annotation, cellular component: chloroplast stroma. Gene Ontology annotation, molecular function: 3-oxoacyl-[acyl-carrier-protein] synthase activity. The record is from RefSeq and is a predicted model, not a curated record. Gene Ontology annotation, biological process: fatty acid biosynthetic process.
AUAAAUAUGAUGGAAUUAUAUCUUUCCUCCUCAUCUUCGUCGUCUUGUUGACAUGUGUUUUAUUUAUAUCCAUUUUUGUUAUUUUUAAACACCUUUGUUUCUCUCUCUCUAAUACUCUCAGAUUUAACGCCUUUCAAAAACCACCCCUUACCGUCCAUUUUCUGCUGGUCUCUGUCCGCCGUCACCGCCACCACCACGACAUACAAAUAUAACAGAAGAAGAAGAAGAAGAGUAAUUGAUUGAUUAAAUAUCAAGUUUUUGGUUGAGAAAGAAGAAAAGCUGAAUUAAAUAUAAGAAAUAGUAUUAUUAGAGAUGGUAGGGUCUACGGUUGUGGCUACAUGGUUAGUAGCCGCCUGCAUGUCCGUUUCAUCAUCUGCUAGUGUUAGUAACAAGAGCAGCAGCAGGAGGAGGCUCAUACCAAAAGCUAAAGCUAAUAAGGCUAAAGCUGCUGCGGUUAGUAUUAGUAAUAACCAAUUAGUAUUAGCAGCAGCAGCAGCAGGAGGAGGUUUUAUGUCGUCGUCGUCUUCUUGUUGUUAUAGUUUAAGUUUAACUCCAUGCCAUCAUCAUCAUCAUCAUCAUCAUCGUCGUCGUCCUCGUUCUUCAGGUGGCGAGGCAAUAAUGGCUAUAGCCAUUCAACCUUCAAUGGAGGAGGAGGAGAUGAUAACUAAAAAGAAACCCCCAACUAAACAAAGGCGAGUGGUUGUGACUGGGAUGGGUGUGGAGACCCCCAUUGGCAACAACCCUACUGAUUUCUACAAUAAUUUGCUCGACGGUGUCAGUGGCAUUUCUCAGAUCGAGGCCUUUGAUUGUUCCACCUAUCCCACCCGCAUUGCUGGCGAGAUCAAAAAUUUCUCCACUAAUGGAUGGGUCGCACCAAAACUCUCCAAAAGGAUGGACAGGUUUAUGCUCUACAUGCUUACUGCUGGCAAGAAAGCCCUUGCAGAUGCCGGCAUUACUCAACAUCAUAUGGACCAUGACCUUGACAAGUCCAGAUGUGGGGUUCUUAUUGGCUCCGCUAUGGGCGGUAUGAAGGUUUUCAACGAUGCCAUAGAAGCUUUGAGGGUUUCCUACAGGAAGAUGAAUCCCUUCUGCGUACCCUUUGCGACUACCAAUAUGGGCUCUGCAAUGCUGGCUAUGGACCUGGGAUGGAUGGGUCCAAACUACUCCAUUUCUACAGCCUGUGCAACAAGCAACUUCUGCAUAUUGAAUGCAGCAAAUCACAUCAUUAGAGGUGAAGCUGACAUGAUGCUUUGUGGUGGCUCGGAUGCUGUCAUUAUACCUAUAGGAUUGGGAGGAUUUGUGGCAUGCAGAGCUUUAUCUGAGAGGAACAGUGAGCCUGCUAAAGCAUCUCGCCCAUGGGAUUCGGGCCGUGAUGGAUUUGUUAUGGGAGAAGGAGCUGGAGUCCUAUUGUUGGAAGAACUUGAGCAUGCCAAGAAAAGGGGUGCUAAAAUCUAUGCAGAGUUUCUUGGUGGAAGCUUUACUUGUGAUGCUUAUCAUAUGACAGAACCUCAUCCCCAAGGUGCUGGUGUGAUCUUAUGCAUAGAGAAGGCAUUAUCUCAGGCUGGGGUGGCAAGGGAAGAUGUGAACUACAUAAAUGCACAUGCUACUUCAACACCAGCUGGAGACCUUAAGGAAUACCAUGCGCUUCUUCAUUGUUUUGGCCAGAACCCAGAGCUGCGAGUGAACUCUACAAAGUCUAUGAUAGGUCACCUCCUAGGAGCAGCUGGUGCUGUGGAAGCUGUUGCAACUAUACAGGCAAUACGAACAGGUUGGAUUCAUCCAAAUAUUAAUCUUGAAAAUCCAGAUGAAGGCGUGGACACGAAAGUACUGGUGGGUCCAAAGAAAGAGAAACUGGAAGUCAAGGUGGCCUUGUCUAAUUCAUUUGGAUUUGGGGGGCACAAUUCGUCAAUAUUAUUUGCGCCUUUCCAAUAGUUGGUGCUGCAGACUACUUUAAGCAUGCCUACAAGCAAUUUGGAUUUUUUUGUUUAAACAGUGGUCGAGAAAGAGAAACAAUGGAAGAUUGAGGGCAAAUUAUACAGCUGCUAACUGUCACCUUUCUUGUAUUAUCCCAUCUAAUGAUGACCUUCACCUUGACUGUUGGUUCCAUAUGUACUUUGUCACUUCUUCCAAGAUGAAUAUAUUGUUGAAUUUUUAAUGAUGUUAUGUUCAAUUGUUUGAAUUGUGUU